This is a messenger RNA of Puma concolor (puma), 1143 nucleotides long. RefSeq names its product lectin, mannose binding 2 like (gene LMAN2L). Gene Ontology annotation, biological process: endoplasmic reticulum to Golgi vesicle-mediated transport. Gene Ontology annotation, molecular function: D-mannose binding. Gene Ontology annotation, cellular component: Golgi membrane; COPII-coated ER to Golgi transport vesicle; endoplasmic reticulum-Golgi intermediate compartment. The record is from RefSeq and is a predicted model, not a curated record. Lineage: Eukaryota; Metazoa; Chordata; Mammalia; Carnivora; Felidae.
AUGGCGGCGACUCUGGGACCCUCUGGGUGGUGGCAACGGUGGCGGCGGCGUUUGUCGGCUUGGAAUGGGUCCAGGAUGUUGCUCCUUCUCCUUUUGUUGGGGUCUGGGCAGGGGCCACGGCAAGUCGGGGCGGGUCAAACCUUCGAGUACUUGAAACGGGAACACUCGCUGUCGAAGCCCUACCAGGGUGUGGGCACAGGCAGUUCCUCACUGUGGAAUCUGAUGGGCAAUGCCAUGGUGAUGACCCAAUAUAUCCGCCUUACCCCAGAUAUGCAAAGUAAACAGGGUGCCCUGUGGAACCGGGUGCCAUGUUUCCUGAGAGACUGGGAGUUGCAGGUACACUUCAGAAUCCAUGGACAAGGGAAGAAGAAUCUGCAUGGGGAUGGCUUGGCAAUCUGGUACACAAAGGAUCGGAUGCAGCCAGGGCCUGUGUUUGGAAACAUGGACAAAUUUGUGGGGCUGGGAGUAUUUGUAGACACGUACCCCAAUGAGGAGAAGCAGCAAGAGGCCCAGAAGAGGCGAUAUUCUCCAGGAGUCCAGCGGGUAUUCCCUUACAUCUCAGCCAUGGUGAACAAUGGCUCCCUCAGCUAUGAUCAUGAGCGGGAUGGGCGGCCUACAGAGCUGGGGGGCUGUACAGCCAUUGUCCGCAAUCUGCAUUAUGACACCUUCCUUGUGAUUCGCUAUGUCAAGAGGCAUCUGACGAUAAUGAUGGACAUCGAUGGCAAGCAUGAGUGGAGGGACUGCAUUGAGGUGCCAGGGGUUCGUCUGCCCCGGGGCUACUACUUUGGUACCUCCUCCAUCACUGGAGAUCUCUCGGAUAAUCAUGAUGUCAUUUCCCUGAAGUUGUUUGAGCUGACAGUGGAGAGAACCCCAGAAGAGGAGAAACUGCAUCGAGAUGUGUUCCUGCCCUCAGUGGACAACAUGAAGCUGCCUGAGGUGACCGCCCCAUUGCCGCCCCUGAGUGGCCUGGCCCUCUUCCUCAUCGUCUUCUUCUCGCUGGUGUUUUCCGUAUUUGCCAUUGUCAUUGGUAUCAUACUCUACAACAAAUGGCAGGAACAGAGCCGAAAGCGUUUCUACUGAGCCGUCCUGCUACUGCCGCCCCUGUGGCUGUCACUAUGAGGUGUGGGAGGAGCAGGCACUGGC